AUGUACUGUAGCAUACAUAAUUUUGGAUAUAGUUUGCUUGAUGGACCAAUGACAUGGCAAGGACUAUGCAAAUUUGGCAAACGUCAAUCUCCUGUGGAUAUCUCGGUAUUCGAUAUUGAAGUCCUACCUCUACCACCUUUACUAUUCAUGAACUAUGAAAGUUUUGGUGACAUCACUUUGAAAAAUAACGGACACACUGUGAUCGCAGAAGGUUUUGAUAGCUGGGGCGACAAGCGACCUUUCAUUAUAGGCGGCGGUAUCAAUGGUACUUACCAAUUAUCACAAUUUCACUUCCAUUGGGCACUACAAAAUGAUGUUGGCAGUGAGCAUACAGUAUCUAGUUUACACUUUCCUGCAGAGCUUCAUUUGGUACAUGUAAAGGAAAAUCCCACACCAGACGAAGUCAAUACUAUUGCGGUUGUGGGAGUAUUCAUAACUCUUGGAAAUUACACUGAAACUAUCAAACAUCUCACACCUUUUAUCCAAAAUAUCAAAAUGCCUGAUAUGGAAACUUUGGUAACAAAUUUUUCACCUAAUUCGCUAUUACCAUUGAAAAAAGAACAUUUUUACCGUUACGAAGGCUCACUUACUACACCGAGCUGUGAUGAAUCUGUGGUAUGGACUAUCAUGGCUAGUCCCAUCACAAUAACUCCAUUUCAGGUAAGAACUGAAAAUAUCAUAAGUAAUUUUAAUUCUAUAUGA
Messenger RNA from Thelazia callipaeda (thelaziosis nematode), 702 nucleotides. Lineage: Eukaryota; Metazoa; Nematoda; Chromadorea; Rhabditida; Thelaziidae. The record is from the annotation of a GenBank genome assembly.